Molecule: messenger RNA, 888 nt
Organism: Closterium sp. Naga37s-1
Lineage: Eukaryota; Viridiplantae; Streptophyta; Zygnematophyceae; Desmidiales; Closteriaceae
Source: the annotation of a GenBank genome assembly
AUGGCGGCAGCGGUUGCAGAUCUGACGGUGACGGCGGAGAAUGUGGGUGCGUCGGGCGAGUCGAAGGUGCUUCAGGCCAUUCGGUAUUCCCGAGGGAAGCUCGAGCUGCUGGAUCAGGCGAGUCGUGCUGGCGACUCGUGUUGUCAGCUUUCAGUUGAUUCUCGGCACGCCACGUGGUGGUGCGGGGGGUGCCGGCGAUCGCGAUCGCAGCAGCACAGCGUGUUCGAUUCCGCGGGUGCCGCUGUGAAGCACAUCACUGAACGCCUCGACCACCUCGCGUCCAGUCCAGGUGGGUGCUUCUACUCUCCAUCAUGGAUCACACAAAAUUUCGAGCACUUGCGCACCUGCUCUCACCCACCACAGUCACACCAGCCAACCACCGCCUGGGCUGCUCUCACGCACUCCGCUCACUCUCCAUCUUCCUCUAUCCCCCACACCAUCCAGUCGCCCCACGGCAGUGAACCUAUCAGACGAGGCAGAGAAGCUCAAGAGGGUGGCGGAGGAGGCAGCCAAGCCAAGGAGGAACCCACGCCCGAGGCGGAUGUGCUGGUGGUAAUGGCCCGGCAAAGAAGACAGCAUUCGCCUGCUGCUGCCCUACAUAGCAUCGGUGCGCUCCCUGCCAGCCUUCCACCACUACAUGCACACGGAGCACCCCUCCCAAUUCUCCCUUGUCUGCUCAAUCCCCCUCCCUCCCAGGCCCGGCAACGCAAGGAAGCAGACAGCAUUCGCCUGCUGCUGCCCUGCAUUGCUUCAGUGCGCUCCCUGCCAGCCUUCCACCACUACAUGCACACGGAGCACCGAGCAUACAACGUGCAGCACCAGGAAGAGUUUGGGCGGGUGAAGAGUGCAGAGGAGGCAACGUUUGAUCCCAUCAAGCUGUGCUAUUGA